GUAAACAUUAAGCGAUUAGCGAAUACAAAUGUCAUUGACCGAGCAUCAGCAACAGUUUCAGAGCUUUGGUUUAAUGUUGCAGCACUGGUUGGGAAAAAGAUAAUUUGUCCUCGCCUUGUGACAGUCUGAGUAAUGUCUCUGACUGGUUCCAGCAGAUGGAUAGUUGCCGUGAUAUGCAGUGCCUUGAAUUUCCUUCACUUGGGUACAGCUCGUCUUUCUGGUACUAUGUAUCUUGCCGUCUUGGAGAGAUAUCACGUCGACAGAAGCAAAGCCUCACUUCCAUUUAUACUGUGCUACACAGUGAGGAAUAUAUCGGGCCCUUUGGUCGGAUAUUUAUCGACAAAGUUCGGUAUCUACACGGUGACUAUGUUGGGCGGCCUAAUAGCAUUUGUUGGCAUUGGAGGUUGUUUCUUUGCUGAAGAUAUUGUUGUGGUUAUCCUGUGUUGGGGAGUUGUAUUUGGUUUUGGAUUUGGAAUGGGUUCAGUCUUAAUUCCGGAAAUUCUAAACCAGCAUUUUGACAAGUACGUUUCGAAUGCCAACGGAAUAGCUUUUGGGGGGGAGUGCAUUGCCGGAUUUGUGUUGCCUAUAUUUUUGAAAUUUUCUUUCAAUACUUAUGGCACAUCAGGGACAUUCUUAAUAUUGUCUGGUCUAAUGUUAAACAGCAUCCCUGUUACACUCCUGUUGAAACAUUUCUCCCACUGCCAGGCGCCUGAACAGCAUCAACGUACUCAAAGUCAAGAGCAUUCUACUGGUGAAAAUGGACUGCAUUGCUCAAUAAAUGGAGCAAACAAUGAUUCUUUUGAAAUUGAAGACUGUGAUAUGCCUCUUGUAACAACGGCAUUAUUGGCAAAAAAGGAAUCGUAUCCAAAAUCUUCAGAAAUAAAAGAAUUUCCAUCUGUAGAAAGGUUUAGUAUAAUGGGAAAGGAUGAAAUAAAUAAAAGUAAUUUUAAUGUAAAAAAUUCAAAUUUUAAUAGAAAUAUUUAUUUAGAUGUCUCCAAGGAACAUCUACUUCCAGAUUUAAAAAUGCGAACCAAUAAAAGAAAUUGUCCAGUAAAUAGAUACAAUGCAAAAGUUUAUAAAAAACUAAACAUUCAAACAAGAAAAUCUGACUGUCAAGAUUCAAAAGCAUCAACAUCUAAAGACAUUAUCUUUCACUCAUAUCCAGGGAAACAGAGAAAAUGUAGCUAUGCUUUUUAUUCUAAAAUAAAUAUUCCAAAUCAUUCUAAGACAGAAAACCAGUAUGCUUCAAUGAAAUAUUAUGGAUCUUUGGACCGUGAAAUUCAAAAGUUUGGUAACUUAUCUGAAGAAUUAAGCAGUCUGCCAGAGCUACCAAUAACAUCUACCAAUGAAAAGUCAUCAGACAAUCUCUACAAACACAGCAUUAAAGUGACAUUACCAAAUAUUUCGACAUCAUAUUUAACGGCAUCUUCGCCAGAACAGACCUCGCCAUCCAAUCCUUUUAAAAUCUUUUUAGAUCCAGUUUUCUGUGUGAUACUUCUGACUCAAAGUACCAUGCUCUACAACGUUACAUUGGUCUGGACAGUAAUUGUAGAUUUCUCCAGAGACAGUGGUCUAUCAUCCAGAGAAGAAAUUUACGUCUUGAUUUUUUUCUCUGUUUUGGAUAUGAUAGGGCGUUUGGGUCUAGGCUGGUUUACUGAUGCUGGCUGUGUGUCAAAUUCGACAUUUUCUGGUGUGUGCUGUUUUGGCAUGGGUAUUUCCGUCGGAGCUUUAGUCUUUUUCAGAGAAGUUGCUGCAAUCGGAUCUUCUAUGUCUCUUUUUGGGCUGUGUCUUGGAGGAUUCUUGAUUGUUUGUCCAGGGGUGGUAAAUGACCAUAUUCAACCAGAUAUGAGAGGAAUGGCAUUAGCUUCGAGGCUCUUUCUGUUUGCACCGAUGAGUUUAUCCCAAUCUCCAUUAAUAGGUUACUUCAGAGAAAAACUGGGUUCCUACAAUUCCAUAUUCAUCAUAGUGGCAGUUUUGUGCAUAUUCAGUUGCUUCAUGUCACUACUUACGCCCUAUGCAGAGAAAUUCAGAGAAAGAAGGCACAAAAAUAAUGGAAUUUUAGGUAGAAAUGUUGAUGCUUUUGUAUCUACUGCAAGUUCGAUAGAACAUCUAACAAAUGAAAUGAAAGUUUUGCUAAAAUAGAGCAACCAGGGAGAAAAAUAGAGCUGUUCUUGAAGAUCAAUAAUGAGGAUUUUGAAACAACGAGAGAUGAUGACAUUGAUAAUUGCAGAAUCUAUCUAAAUUACAACUUUUUUUU
Messenger RNA from Argiope bruennichi, 2257 nucleotides. RefSeq lists its product as uncharacterized. Gene Ontology annotation, molecular function: monocarboxylic acid transmembrane transporter activity. The record is from RefSeq and is a predicted model, not a curated record. The transcript is spliced from 6 exons. The coding region runs from base 133 to 2142 and encodes 669 amino acids. Lineage: Eukaryota; Metazoa; Arthropoda; Arachnida; Araneae; Araneidae. Gene Ontology annotation, biological process: transmembrane transport.